GUGAGCCUGCGACAGAAAAACAAGCGAGGAUAGAUCGGGCUGUACGUGGUUACAGCAUGAUUUAAAAGAAAGGGGAAAAAAGACAGGGAGGCACAAGGAUAAUGUGGAUUUAAUUUCUUUUUCUUUUUGUCGCUUUUACGCGGGCUUUAUAACUCACUGUUCAGUAGACAGGUUUUCAUUUUGGCGUGUUGAGUGUGUCGCCGUUUGCCCAUUCUCACUGGAGUGAACACUAAGGGGGACUCCAUGAAAGAUGACAGAGGAGGUGAUUGUUGUAGCCAAGUGGGACUACACGGCCCAGCAGGACCAGGAACUUGACAUCCGUAAAAACGAGCGUCUCUUCCUUUUGGACGACUCAAAGACCUGGUGGCGCGUUCGCAACGCCGCCAACCAAACGGGGUAUGUGCCCUCGAACUACGUUGAACGCAAGAACAGCCUGAAGAAAGGCUCGCUGGUGAAGAACAUCAAAGACACACUGGGUUUGGGAAAAACUAAGAGGAAGACAAGCGCCCGUGAUGCUUCCCCAACGCCAAGCUCAGACACAGAGUAUCCCUCCAAUGGCAGCGGGAGCGGGGGAGGAGGAGCUGCUGAGAGAAUCUACGACCUCAAUAUCCCCGCCGUGGUCAAGUUUGCUUACACAGCAGAGAGGGAUGACGAGCUGACCCUGGUCAAGGGUUCCAGGGUCAUCGUGAUGGAGAAGUGUAGUGACGGCUGGUGGCGGGGCAGCCAGACGGGCCGUGUGGGCUGGUUUCCCUCCAAUUACGUCCAGGAGGAGCUCGGGGGAGCAGAUGACAGAGGAGAGGGAGACUCCUCACGGGUCUACCACGGAGGCUCUCAAGGGACUUUGUUGGCUAACGGGCGUGCAGGCGGCCGCGGUGGAGUGCUACACCUGGUUCAAACUCUCUACCCCUUCAGCUCUGUAACAGAGGAGGAGCUGAACUUUGAGAAGGGAGAGGUCAUGGAGGUGGUGGAGAAGCCUGAGAAUGACCCAGAGUGGUGGAGGUGUAAAAACUCACGUGGCAUUGUGGGCCUGGUACCUAAAAACUAUGUGAUGGUGCUGGACGAGCGGCCUGGCCUGCCCUCCUCUACGUCGAGCUCCCCACAGAACCGCUUCGUGGCGCCGGCACGCUCAGGGAAGUUCGCUGGGAGGGACUGGUACUACGGCAACAUCACCAGACACCAGGCCGAGUGUAUACUCAACGAGAGAGGAGAGGAGGGCGACUUCCUCAUACGAGACAGCGAGUCGUCGCCCAGUGAUUUCUCUGUGUCUCUGAAGGCAGUGGGUAAGAAUAAGCACUUUAAAGUGCAGUUGUCAGAUGGAGUCUACUGUAUCGGCCAGCGCAGGUUCAACUCCAUGGAUGAACUAGUGGAGCACUACAAGAAAGCCCCCAUCUUUACCAGCGAACAUGGAGAGAAGCUGUACCUGGUCAAAGCGCUGCUGUGAUUCACACAUCCUCACACCUACACUGGAUCUCUCUCACACACACAAAAACACACUCUCUCAUACACACUAAACACACAAUACUAACGCCACUCCCUAACUGUCUUAACGCAAGCCUUAGCUCUGAACCUUCUCGCUGUGGCGUCUGUACCGCAUCCAGAUCCUCAGUCACUCCUCUAAGUUUUCUCUGUCGCCGUCUGCUGGUGACCAGGUGAAACUCUUUCUAGCUCUGCAGCCGAGCAGUUAGCCCCAAGACUGUGCUCUGUGACAGUGCAUACCCAGCCACAUCCUUCGUAUGCAGCACAGUGCAUAAUAAGCCUCUCUAUUCUGGAUGUGCUAACGUGCAGUGACCUCACCUGCUGCUAACAGAACGCCUGAGGCCUUGUUGGGGGUUGCGCUCUCCUUCUGAUGUCAUACAUAAUGCCCAUUUACUACCACGCACAUUGUAGGUUACACCAUUGCUCUUAAUCCACACAGAGAGACAAGACAUUUAACAGUUUGAAGAGGACGCAAACCUCUGAGGGACCUGACUCUGCCGUUGUCCUGUCAAAUUGCUGGCCAUCGUUUUAUUUUGUUAAUUUGUUGUUGUUGUUGUUGUUUUGUUUUUUAAAGUGCUUGUUCCUGAGUUAAAGUUUUUUUUUCCAGAAGCUAAUUUAAAUUCCUCUCUGGAGGUUUGAAUCAUUGCUCUUUCAUACAGUGACUUCACAAAGUGACCAGAAUCACUCUCUUGCCUUUUUCUCCUAUUUUUUUCACCAUUCCUCUACAUGAUUUCUCUUCCCCAUUUGAAUUUGUGUCUUCUGUUACUUUUUCCUCCUCGUUUCUGUCUCCACAGACCAUUAUUAGUGAUGUUAAAUGUGUUGAAAAUGUGGAUACAGUACUUCCUGUAAUACUUCUUAAAGGCAGCGGGAGGAAACGUUAAUGCAAUAGGGGAGAAAUCUGAAUUCCUGUAGAGUCUGAAUGUUUAUCAAUGUAACCAAAUGUGCCACCCUGUACCCAUACUACUGGCUCCAGGUCUGCACUGCACUCACCAUACUUGGCAUUCAUUCAUAGCUCUAUGCUCAUGCUUUAUAUUGUGUCACAUUGUUCUCCAGUAUGUGUCUGUAGCUACAUGAGGAUACUGACUGAAGAAUAAUAAAAACCUCUUGGGUAACACAUUUGAGUAAAUACACUUUAUCUGCUCCAGCUCCUGUGAAUAAAUGCAGUUAGAAAAAGUACUUCUCCUGAUGUGGUAUUUGUCAAAGGUGAUUAUAUCUUGUGACUACAGAAAAUUUUGCAGAAAAAGCCAUCUACACAAAAAAGUUCUAUACAAUUUAGCGAUUGACUUCAGACCCCAGAAGUAAACCAACUAGGAAGGGGCAGCCCUAAGCUCUACAUUUAUGAAUCACACAUGAUUUGGAGGUAUUUUCUAGUUAAUGAAGCAAGUCCAGCAACAGCUACUGACCAUUCGUUAAAGCCCUCUUCCAAACAGCGAUUGUCCAAAUGUAGCUGGGCACGUAACUGAGCACGGCAGGAUUGUAUUAAGAGCGAUACAAGGCAUUUAAACCUAAAGAAUUUGGAAGGAAUGUAUCUUGCCUUUACAAGACCAAGAACCUAGAAAUGAGAAGCCUUCUUUUGUCUACAUCUGUCUGAAAUCAAGGAUCCAUUGUUUCAAAAAUUACUAGAGAUUUCUAGCAGCAAAUGUGUCGCAGUUCCCAAUUUCCACAGUUAUCUUACAGGCGUAGCAACAGUCAGUGAGGGUUGGUGGGACUUAACGAAUGGUCAGUUUUUAAUAACACUCAUCUUUCACUGUCAAGAAACCAAAUAUACUGUCAUCUGGUUUGUAAUGAAAAUACUUCUAGUCCUACCAAACAUUUUCUGUUUCCUUUGCUAUGUGCAUUUGUUUACCAAUGGAAGUGUUGAUCAUGGGGUCCUCAGCUUUUAUAUGAUAUAUCUGAAUGUUAUUGAGCAUUGUUAUUUAAUUCUUGUCUCCACUGUAUGUAUAUAUUCAAAAUAAGAUGAGGUGCAUAUAUGAAUCGUUAAGAUCCAACUAUGGUACUGUAUCACCGACAACGUGAUGAGAAUUGAAAUACUUUUGUUCAAUAAAAAUUU
Molecule: messenger RNA, 3526 nt
Organism: Toxotes jaculatrix (banded archerfish)
Lineage: Eukaryota; Metazoa; Chordata; Actinopteri; Toxotidae
Gene: nck2a
Product: NCK adaptor protein 2a
Exons: 4
Coding region: 251-1441 (396 amino acids)
Biological process (GO): positive regulation of translation in response to endoplasmic reticulum stress; positive regulation of endoplasmic reticulum stress-induced intrinsic apoptotic signaling pathway; negative regulation of PERK-mediated unfolded protein response
Molecular function (GO): protein binding
Source: RefSeq, a predicted model, not a curated record